UGUGCGCUGCUACUGCUACGGAUAUUCCAGCGGCCAUUUUUUUUGUUUACGAGACGCUAUCUCGUCCCAUGUCUUUUCUGUGUAGCGUCUUCUCAUCCUCUAAAAUUCGCUCUCGUUCCUAUUUUUAGACGCGUACAUUUUUACUUAAAUAUUAUUAUUUUAUAUUGUUAGAAUAUAGUUUAUUUUUUCACGUUUUAAGAACUAUUUUAAGCGUUUAGUGUUAAUAUUCUGUUAAGCGGAAGUAUAAACGUACGAAUCGAGAUGGCAGACAACCAACAGCAAAACGGGUCGCAACAAUUUGAAAACAUAGAUGGACAGCAUCAGCUAAACGGCACCGCCGACAGUUCCAGCAUGAACAAUGAUUCUGGACAGUUUGAAUGCGUCCGAGACGACGAUAGGUCAGGAAAAAAAAAAAUUGUCAUUGUUUAUCAUUGUGUAAAUCGCCGUUUCGCCCCGUGUCUGUUGAUACGCCUUCGGUGCAUGCUGACGACACGGGGCUAACCAGUUAUUUAAAAAAAAAAAAAAAUUAGCCAUUCAAAUAACAAAUGGUCCUCAUUUUAUGUCGAGUGACAGAGUCCCGACAAUUGUCGAUCAUUAUUAUUCCCUGUGAAAUCGUGUUUUAAUGGCGUAUUCAAUAAUAUUAGGUUAGGAUCCGAGUGCAUCGUUCCGAUAAUAGCAUUAUUAUUCAGAAAAAUAAGUUACAAUGAGUUUACUUUUAUGUUUUCACGUUUGGCAUUUAAAAUAACUUUCGAAUCAUCAGUGAUGAUGGUUAUCGUCAUGAUAACCUUUGUUGUAAACACAUUAAAAAUACAUUUACAGUUUCCCGCACAUUCUAUGCUCUCCUAAUUUUCUACUAAUUUAUUAUUUCUAUUGUUAUAAUGUUACAGAAAAAUAUUUGUCGGAGGACUCAAAGGAGAGACGACAGAAAGUAAGUGUCCAAAAAUGAUUGUUUUAUAUAAUAAAAAAAAUCAAGGGUAGCUUUUUUUUUUUUACAUUUUAGAAGAUUUAAGCGAACACUUUGGUCAAUUUGGAGAAAUUGAAAAUAUUAAUGUAAAAGUAGAUGCUGCCACAGGUCGAGCGAGAGGGUUCGCUUUCAUUGUAUACAAAACUAUGGAAGGCCUAGAUAAUGUUAGUAUAACAUUUUAUUCUUAAUAAAAAGGAUUGUGUAAGUAAUUCUUUAUUAUAAAUAUAGUUAAACCCCCUUUCAGAUUUCUUCGUAUAUAUUUUUGAAUACAUGCUGAUCAGAGUUUUGCAAUCUGAAUUUACUUUAAAAACUAGACUUAAUAAUACAAUGCAAGUGAAAAAUAAUAAUUGACACAGUUUUUUGAAACCUAGAAAAAAUUAUAAAUAUAAACAAUGGUGUUAUGGUAGUUUGGCAAAAACUAUUAUUAAAGAAAUUAUAGCUAUUGAAAUUUUUUCAUUUGUAUGGUUUUUCAAGUUCUACAUGGCUCUUGAAGUAAGCGAAAGGAAGUAGUGAAGUUCAGGUUUACAUUUAAGACACUAUCCUCUUUGCAAUAGUAUUAGGUUGAAAUUUAGGUUAGAUAAGUGAGAUGUUUAUCCAUAUCCUAAAUUGUUUGUUCUGCAUAUUAUGUAUCUAUAGUAAAAUACAGUUCAAAAUAAUAAAACUUAAAAUAAUGGUUUCCAUUAACAAAUUCAAAUAUUUUUUAAAUCAGCUUUGAAAAACACAACUUAUUGAACUAAGAAAAACUUUCAUACCUACAAAUUAUUGGUGUUAGUUGGCAAAAAAAAAAAUUAUGGAAUUUGAGUGCUAAGUAACCUCGUUUCUAAUUGUAACCAUAAGUAAAUUAGUCGCACUUACAAGAUGUGCAAUGCAUUUCUAAGGAAGUAUUGGUAUGAGGUGUAUGGUUUAUUGUAUGAUGCUUUUUAGUAGUUUCAAAUUUAUAGUAUCAGUUGUUACUGUUUAAUAUUUAAUUUAUUAUUUAUUACUUAUUACUCUAUAUUAUGUAUUUUUACUAACUGUAUUAGUGACCAGGGUCUAGUAUUCGAAAAUAGAGCCCCGUUAUAUACUUUACAUAAUUUGUGUCCUACAAUAAUGUUUAUUUUUUUUAUAUAUAAAAAAAAUAUUGUCCUUUGCCCCUGGAUUUAUUGUUCUACUCUAUUUACAAUAUGUGUCAGUAUAAUAAUUUAAAAAUCAUACAACUAUACUGUAUUUAUGCAAAUUUGGUUUAGUUGUAAGUUUUUUCUUUAAUAUUUAAUAGGGAAACAAUACUCUGUAGUAAUUAUAAUAUUAUAUAUAUAUAUAUAGUUUUUUUUUUUUUUAAUUUGUUUACUUAUUAUUUUUAUUUAGGCUUUGGCAUGUACUAAUCAUGUUAUUAAUGACAAGAAAAUUGACCCCAAGAAAGCCAAAGCGCGGCAUGUAAAAUUAUUUGUUGGGGGAUUGUCUCCUGAUCUUACUGAUGAUGAUAUUAAAGAUUAUUUUAAACGUUUCGCUCCCCUUGUAAAUGCUGAAAUGCCAUUUGAUAAGGUUAAAAACCAACGAAAAGGUUUUUGUUUUGUCACAUUUGAUUGUAUGCAGGCAGUUACUGAAAUAUUGAAAACGCCAAAACAUGUGAUCAAUGGCAAACAAGUAAUUAAUUGAUUAAGAAUCUAUGAAAAUGGCUAAACAUAUUUUAUUAUUUUAUUGUUAUUUAUUAGGUUGAUGUAAAAAAAGCAGCAUUAAAAGUUGAGCCUUAUGGAAUGAUGCCAGGUGCAACAGGACCAAUGAGAGGAAUGCGAGGAAAUCUUAGGGGCCGAGGAAGUAGAGGAGGUAGGGUUUUGUAAAUUUAUAUUCUGUUUUUUUUUUUUUUUUUUUUUUUUUUUUUUUAAACAUUCAUAAUAUAAUCAUAAUAAAUAACAGGUUUCCUACCACAAUCUGGAUAUGCCCCUGGUGCUCCUGGUUACGGCUAUGGAGGUAAAUUAAUUUUUAUUUUAUAUUAUACACUAUUAGGAUUCUCAAUCAAUUUUCUGAAUAUCAAAGUGGUUUUUCUAUAUUGUAUCAUAUCGAAAAACUAUAACACUAUCGAUCAAUAUUCGCAUAUACUGUAGUGAAAAAUUAAAAUAAAUGUUUAAUUUUAUAAUUAACCACUAAACAAAUAGUAAUAUUUGUUAGUUGAUCUGUACAGCUUUGCCGAUGCACGGUAUUGAAGGAAAACAAAUAUUAAUAACCAUUUUUUUUUCAUCUGUAUCAUCAAGAAGACAUAAAAAAAAUACAUAUUGAUCUAUUCUUUAUUUCUGUAUUUACAUUUUCUAUUCCUUUGCUUCACAAUUUAUAGACCUCUGUACACUAUUAUAAAAAUUAGGUUAUGUUAAUCUGUGUAUUAACAUAUUCUGUAUAUGAAAUUCCAACAAUAAAAAUCUAAAAAUACUUAUAUACUAUUAAAAUUUUGAUUUAAAAAAAAAUCUUUGAGAUGAAAUACAUUUGAGAGCCCAUUAAUAAAUUGUAUUAACUCAUAAAUUUAUAUAUUUAUAUUUUUUAAUCUAUUAUUUCAGGAUUUGAUUAUUAUAACCAAUAUAGUGGAUAUAAUCCAGAUUAUAGUUACAGUUAUGGCUAUCCAAGUUAUGGUGCUGGUGCCGGAGCCGGUUAGUAUGAUUGUUUAUAAUUUUAAUACCUAGGUUAUUCAUGAAAUAAAUUUAUAUUACUUAAAGAUUACCAGUACGGAGGCUAUGAACCACCUACGCCACGCGGUGUUCAUGGAAAUCGUGGAGGAAAAGGUAAAUGAUAGCCAUUGAUUAAAUUUCAAAAUUAUUGAACAUAUGUAAAAUAAAAUUAUACUUUUUGAGAAUUAAUAAUUUUAUACUAGAUAUAUGUUUGUUAUUUUUAUCAUUAAAAAUUCAUAUUUCGUAAUUAUCUACUCUCUGUAUUAUUUAUUUAAUUUAUUUGAUAUAUAAUCAAUGUUAUUAUACAAUGAAAUUGUUUAUUGAAUCAUUUAAAUACCAUAUCAAAUGGGUUGUGUAAUAAAAGGCAUCAAAACAUAUUACAAAUUUACAGAUGUAACUUUCAAUAUUUAUUUUUAAUACAUGAUUCCUAAAUCAAUGAUUUAGUGGUUUUAACUGUUUUAGGGAAAGUAAAAAAAUAAAAAAACAUUUUUGUAUUCUAUAUUUAAAGACAAUAAGUGUUUUCAAGUAAUGGGAUAUUUCUUGUUUUUAUUUUAAUGACUGUUUUGAAAUAAUUAUAUUAACUUGCUUGAUGGGGUUUGAAAAAAAAAACCAUUUGUAUUGUAUAUAUCAUUUUAAUUAAUUGAACUUUACUAAUGUUCUGUUAUUGAUAAGAAUUGAAUUUGAAUAAAAAUUAUUAUUAAUCUUAAAAAUAAAUGUAUUUUAUUAGAUUUUCCUCAAAGAAAACCUGUCAAGACGUCUGCUUAAAUGCCUAUUGCCGAGCCAUUUACACAGUCAUCAUAUGCCAUACUGUUUUGCGUGAGCAGUAUUGUUGAUUUCGUUUUGCUUAUGUACAAUAAUAUAUAAAUAAAAAGUUAAAUAAAAAAAAAAAUUAUAAAAAUUGGAUCCUUUGGCUAAAGUGUAUAAAUACUUGGACUAACGUCUAUCAGGGUCUAACAUAUAAUGAUGUGUAUGUAUUGUAUGUACAUAAUAGAAUGCCUACAACUUGAUGUAUAUCUCAAUUUUUUUGUGUAAUUUUUUUUAUUUAUUUAUAUUUUGUACUUUUUUUUUUUUUUAAUACAAAAUAAGUCCAUAGAAUUAUUUUUUCAAUAGGGUGUGCACAUGUUUAUCCUUCCUGUACUUUUUGUGAACAGUUUAUAUUUUUUUAUUACUGUACAUUUAAAGAAGGAUGUAUUAACAUUAGAUUAUAAUAAUAUAAUUUUUCAAUUUUUGGCAGAAUUAUUACACUACUAAUAUACUUUAUAUAUAAAACAAUUAAAACAAAAAAAAAAAAAAUUGAAUAAAUUGUGUAAUUUUUAAAUUUAAUUAAUUCAUUUAAUGAAAGUUUUGCGGUCAUAUUAGACUUUACAAUAAACAAACAUUAUAUGCUAAAACUGAAUUUGUAUUCAUUGUUGACCAGUAAUACUCUGUUCUCCAUUUUUUUUUUUUUUUUUUUUGACAAAUUCAUAUAUUCCCUUCAGUCCAUCAUCUAUUCCAUUUUUUCCAGGAUACCUUUCAAUUCGUUCUCUGUAAUCU
Cinara cedri is the source of this 5130-nucleotide messenger RNA. Lineage: Eukaryota; Metazoa; Arthropoda; Insecta; Hemiptera; Aphididae. The record is from the annotation of a GenBank genome assembly.